This is a messenger RNA of Aspergillus thermomutatus, 618 nucleotides long. RefSeq names its product tubulin-binding prefolding complex subunit PAC10. Gene Ontology annotation, molecular function: tubulin binding. NCBI's taxonomy places the organism in Eukaryota, Fungi, Ascomycota, Eurotiomycetes, Eurotiales, Aspergillaceae. The transcript is spliced from 4 exons. Bases 1 to 618 code for a protein of 205 amino acids. Gene Ontology annotation, biological process: protein folding; tubulin complex assembly; microtubule-based process. Gene Ontology annotation, cellular component: cytoplasm; prefoldin complex. The record is from RefSeq and is a predicted model, not a curated record.
AUGGCAGACAAGAAAUCCAGCACCGUAACAACACAAACAAACCCGCGCGGUAUCCCCGUCGCCCCCUUCAUCGACAAUGUCAGCGACUAUGUCGCCUCGCGCGCAGACGUGGAACCCACCCUACAGCGCUUCCAGGAGAUGAUCUCCAAAUACCAAUUCAUGGAGCUCAACACCCAGCGCCGAGCGGCGGGACUCCGAGAGAAGAUCCCCGACAUCAAGAAGACAUUAGACGUGGUGCGGUUCCUGAAGAUGCAGAAAGAAGCAAAUUCCUCCUCAACCCUCGAAACCAGCUUCGAGUUAAACGAUACCCUCUACGCGCGCGCGCAAAUCUCCCCCGCCGACACGGACGAAGUAUACCUCUGGCUCGGGGCGAACGUCAUGCUCGCGUACCCCAUCGCCGAGGCCGAGACGAUGCUCUCGGAGAAGCUCUCUGCGGCAGAGCAGAGUCUAGCAAACUGUGACGAGGAUUUGGAGUUUCUGAGGGAGCAGAUUACUACGAUCGAAGUCGCUACCGCUCGUGUCUAUAACUGGGACGUUGUACAGCGGCGGAAAGAAAAGGCUGAAGGCAAGGGGGAUGACGAUGAAGAACCGACCGACAAGCGCAAGCCAGGUGGCUAA